GCAUUAGAGGGCGUUUGAGUGCUCUUAGCGGAGUUAGCGCCACCACUUAACCGACUCAACUGCUGACGAACGGUUUUACCAUCUCUUUGAAAAUAACAACAAUAUAGAUUUCCACUUUCCACAGCAGUUCUCGGAAAAAUCUUCUUGAUAGAAAAUAUUUUACUGUGUUAUUUAAUCAACAUGAAACCCGUUGAAAAAAUGACUUACCAAGAACUAGUGGAGGCACAGCAAAGGCACAGAAAGAUUCUGUCCAACAAAACUGUUUUAAGGAGGUUACCUGAUAAAGGACAGAAGUUUAUUGAGACUAAUAACAAGAUUGAUGAAAGAUUACAAGAAUUCAAAGUAGAAUCGGAUGGAUUGUCUGAAAUGCUUUCCGGAAUGACUUUGUCUGCUUGCCCAAAUGUCAACCAAAUGGAAUGGAUAGGAAAAGUUGUGUCUGAUAACUCGUCCCCACAGUCAAGUCCCAGUAAUCAACAAAAAGCCAUUCCUAAUGAUGAGAGCAGAGAUAUAGUUGACAUACUCUUGACAACAAAUCAGAUGAGCAAAAUUAUUAUCGAUGAAAGGACACCUUCAACUGUGGCAGAUAUCAAUGCUCACGAGCAAGAUCAAUGCUACAAGCGACUGGCAGAAAAGGUAGAAAAACUGAAACCAGUUAACCACCAGUUCAAACCAUUCAAAACGCUAAACCAUGAGCAAGAUCCUGCAUCAAAACAGUUUCACAAGUGGGAUGAAAAUACUGCAGCAACUCCACCCACAUUCAGAUACAAUGGUGGUGCUAAAACCAUUCAGAUAGAUGAGUCUCUAGAGUUGCAAGUUCAUCUUGAAGAAAAACGGAAGUUAAUGAAACAGGAGCGUUCUCGAUUAAAAUUCUCUCAAAUAUCGCCUGAUGCUGUACCUAUUCAUCCCGAGGAACAUCAUGAAGUCUAUGAUGAUGAGCCAGAAGGAGCGGGUGGCGGUUUGACAAUUUGGGUUCCUUUUGAAGCAGUUGCUGAUUGUGAUAACAUCGUGGGAACGCAAUAACGGAUCCUUUUUAAGAGCUAGACGACUUGGCUGGAUGCCCAAUCUUGUGUGUAUUAUCGCUGCCGGUUCCGGUUGAACUAUUUGACUUUUGUUUGACAGUGUUACGACGUUCCUUUUUUUCCCCUUUUCCUCUGGCGGGAAUUAUUUUAUCGUUUAAAAUGUCACGAUGAAAAUAAGAAGUACUUGAAAAAAAAAAAAAAAAAAAAAAAAAAAAACUUUUUUUGUUCUUUCGUCUGAAACGAGAAUUUUUUUUUCAGUCGUGAAUGGAGCGUCGCUCUGAGGUUGCUGUUUAGACUCGGCGGCUGCACUCACGCACAUUCUCUCACGCCUUUCUUUUUUUCAACACCUCCACGUGAUACGUUACACGAUCCGAUUAUCCUCUUCUCUUUUUCUUUCUUUCAUCUUCUUCUUUAAAACAAACUGAAAUGUUGGACUCGAAAUUGUCGAGUAUCAGUUUGAUCGGGGAUGGUUUGACAGUGACCGGAUGCCGGUUAGUAAUAACAUCCCGAUUUAUUUCUCCAGGGAAUUGAACGGAAGAAGAAGAAGAAGAAAAAAAAAGAACUUGCAAUCGAUUAUUGAGUUAUUAAAUGUGACUCGCACUGUGAUAUCUAAACCCAAUGUAUGGCUCGCCCACACACACACACCCAGCAACUUUUUCUUCUUCUCAUUUCUUCUUCUUCUUUUUUAAUAUAACACACUAGUCUGUCUUGUUAGUUCGCCCUAUGGCCGCCGUGUCGCUUCAGUUGUAGACGAACGAAAAUGAGAAAGGAGGGGAGAAAGGGGGGGAGGAGGGGAAUGAGGUACAAUCGCGGGGUGGAAACGGGAGCGCGCAGCACGCAUAUGUUUAUAACGGGAAGGGGGGAGUUGCGUCAGUCUCCGUUGGCUGAUCCCCAAGCCAUGGGAGUGGGGGGGGGGGGGGAGCGGGAGGCCGAAACCGGUUUUUUUUUGUUGUCUUCCAUAUGAGCGUUUCUCUCCCCCUCCGUCUCCCUUUCGGUUUUUUCUUCCUAUCUAUGCGUUUGUGUGUGUAGUAUCGUUCAGUCCCUUCCCCCUCUUACUAACUGCGUGUGCUGGGCGACCGAGUGAGUUACAACAGGAGCAAGUUGCGUCAGUCUCUGGGCUGCAGCCAUGAUGUUUCGGUCGCUCUGAAAACUCGGCUCUGCAGCUCUGUACACGCUACUACCUCCAUCCCUCUUCAACCCCCCGGGCCAACGUUUUCGUUGAAAUUCGUUUUUUUCUUUUGUUUUUCCUUCCUCCUACGUGAAAAA
Molecule: messenger RNA, 2285 nt
Organism: Daphnia pulicaria
Lineage: Eukaryota; Metazoa; Arthropoda; Branchiopoda; Diplostraca; Daphniidae
Gene: Polr2M
Exons: 5
Coding region: 181-1020 (279 amino acids)
Biological process (GO): transcription elongation by RNA polymerase II
Cellular component (GO): nucleus
Molecular function (GO): transcription elongation factor activity
Source: RefSeq, a predicted model, not a curated record